AUGACCUAUAAUUUAAAAUGGGUUGAGAUCCAUAAUUUUAGUAGGACCUAUAUUCAUUUGAAAAUUUUGACCAUCUUAAUUUUGACCAAUCAAGAAAAUUUAUUUACCUUGAUUAAUCAGACGGUGACCAAGACACAUGAAAAUUUAAGUGUCUACACUACUAUUGAAGGUCGCGAUGUGUUGGCAGUGAGGAGCUCUCAUGAGUUUGAACCUGAAUGGUUAAAACUUCUUCAAGAGAUUCAGCAAAAAGCAAUUAUACUUGUUGGACAACUUCCUCCGAUGCUGAAUUCUGGGGACGACGAUGACAACGAGGAAUGGAAAGCCAUGAAAGAGUGGCUUGACAAGCAAUCUAAAGGGUCAAUGGUCUAUGUUGCAUUCGAGAGUGAAGCAAAACUGAGUCAAGCCGAAGUCACUGAGAUAGCUCUAGGGUUAGAGCUAUCCAAGUUACCAUUUUUUUGGGCUCUGAGGAUGCGAUGUUGUUUGGCUGAUACUGAUGUUGUUGUGUUGCCAGAUGGGUUUGAGGACAAAAUGAAGGGACGCGGAGUGGUGUGGAUGAGUUGGGCCCCUCAACUCAAGAUACUGAGUCAUGACUCAGUGGGUGGGUUCUUGAGUCACUCUGGGUGGAGUUUGAUGGUUGAGGCAAUGCAAUUCGAGAAGGCUCUUAUUUUGUUGAUUUUCUUGGCAGAGCAAGGAUUGAUUUCUGGGCUUAUUGAGGAUAAGAAGAUGUCAUACUCAGUGCCUAGAGACAAGUGA
This is a messenger RNA of Camellia sinensis, 753 nucleotides long. NCBI's taxonomy places the organism in Eukaryota, Viridiplantae, Streptophyta, Magnoliopsida, Ericales, Theaceae. The record is from RefSeq and is a predicted model, not a curated record.